Molecule: messenger RNA, 608 nt
Organism: Brassica napus (rape)
Lineage: Eukaryota; Viridiplantae; Streptophyta; Magnoliopsida; Brassicales; Brassicaceae
Exons: 3
Coding region: 175-411 (78 amino acids)
Source: RefSeq, a predicted model, not a curated record
CUUACUAAAGAAGAGUAUUCUAGUUCAUCGGGCCAAUAGCUAAAAGGGCCUAAGACCCAUCAAUGAGACCCACAUUCAAAUACUCCGUUGUCAGGGUAUAAUAAUUCCAUUUCGUUUUCUAUUUGUUCUUCUUUCUGGAAAAUUAGGGUUUGUAUAGUCUCUAUUCUUCUCGAGAUGGGUGGAGGAAACGCACAGAAAUCGAAGAUGGCUCGUGAGAAGAACUUGGAGAAGGCAAGGCAGGCCGGAAAAGGCAGCCAACUGGAAGCUAACAAGAAAGCUAUGUCCAUUCAGUGCAAGGUUUGUAUGCAAACAUUCAUCUGCACAACAUCUGAAGUGAAAUGCAGGGAGCACGCCGAGGCCAAGCAUCCCAAAGCCGAUGUUGUCGCUUGCUUCCCUCACCUCAGCAAGUGAUGAAACUAUCAUUUCUCACCAAAAAAGGAUUCCAAUGUAAAUGUAUGGAUCCGUCUCCUAUGUUUGUAUCAUUCAAGUGUCUCGGGUCAACAAAACUUAUGGUUCUGUUUCUGUUUCUGUUUUUACUAAAAGACUUGUUUCAACGCUAAGUCUCUUACUAUUAUUAUGGUUAUACUAUGAAGCUUUGUUUGGAACUU